AUGACCACUACGGACCACUUCCAGAGAACUACAUUGCCGCAGCCACAACGAUUCAUCACGACGCAUGAUGAGGCUGGCAGAGCCGUCUACCUUGGUCAAAUAACUGAAAAUGUGUCAUUCUGGCCUGUCGGUCCUAAGAUGGACCCUGCGGGCUUCGGUUUAGGAUAUGCUACAAGCUCGAUGCCUGUCCGACUGGCAGACGACGAGGACCUCGCCGAUUUCGUCCACCUUCACCAAGAUCGCAAGAAGAGCGGCCUUGUCAAACAGAACGGUUCCGUCCUCCGCUAUGUUGACUAUCCACCACUGGCAUCAUCACCAAUGCAUCGGACUGUGAGCUGCGAUUUUGCGGUUGUCCUUGUCGGUGAAAUGGAGUGCCUGCUGGAUUCUGGCGAGAGCAGGAUUCUCAAGGCAGGUGAUACGCUGGUGCAGAGAGGCACCAUGCAUCAGUGGAUCAAUCAUGAACAGACCUGGGCGCGGAUGCUAUAUGUCCUGCUGGAUGCGACUCCGGUAGUUAAAGGUGGCAAGUUGCUUAGCGAGGAGCUUGGUGGUAUGGAAGGUGUUCCCGGCUCCCACUGA
Fusarium pseudograminearum CS3096 is the source of this 576-nucleotide messenger RNA. RefSeq lists its product as uncharacterized. The transcript has a single exon. NCBI's taxonomy places the organism in Eukaryota, Fungi, Ascomycota, Sordariomycetes, Hypocreales, Nectriaceae. Bases 1 to 576 code for a protein of 191 amino acids. The record is from RefSeq and is a predicted model, not a curated record.